AUGCUAUACUUGGUCGGAGGAGAGCUUGCUUUAGAGCUUUCCCCGCGAGUUGGCAGCUCGGCUAACGCUUGCGCAAAAGUUGGUAACUCUGCAGCGCAGCUGAUCAGUCAACUGACCACGAAGAUGGCAGACCUAAUCACCCAAUUCGGAAAAUUGAGUGAAAAGGGCUUUCACUCACCUGCAGGGGGGUAUCACCCCUUCGUCCCAGUGCCGAGCCGACGCUACUGGAGCCAGAGGGAUUCUGGGGUCCAGGGAAGACCUCCGCACACUGAUGUCGCACACGCGGAUCACAACGUAGGAAACUUGUUUUCGCGCACUCGAAUAUAAAACACGUCCGGUACGCAACGACUUUCCACUCUCUC
Messenger RNA from Drosophila ficusphila, 362 nucleotides. RefSeq lists its product as uncharacterized. The transcript is spliced from 2 exons. The record is from RefSeq and is a predicted model, not a curated record. Bases 1 to 327 code for a protein of 108 amino acids. Lineage: Eukaryota; Metazoa; Arthropoda; Insecta; Diptera; Drosophilidae.